Cicer arietinum (chickpea) is the source of this 2345-nucleotide messenger RNA. RefSeq lists its product as uncharacterized. Gene Ontology annotation, molecular function: protein binding. Lineage: Eukaryota; Viridiplantae; Streptophyta; Magnoliopsida; Fabales; Fabaceae. The record is from RefSeq and is a predicted model, not a curated record.
ACAUAAUUCUCAAAUCAUGGUUUAAUUUUGAUCCAAUGUAAAUUUAAAAUGAAAGAUGCAGUGAAUAAUUAGUCGACUAAUAAUACCCUUUGGUAGGAGCCUAGACUGACUCACCGACAAAAGAAUCCUAACCUUUCUAUGCAUUCUUUUUCAACAAUUUCCUUCACACCAUUGACAUUGGCACCCUGUGACAGUGACAUUACAUUAUUAAUUAUCAUCUCCAUACUAUUAUUCAUUUCACUAACAAAUUAACAAUAAUAACAAUGCCUCCAUCCUAUUUCCCUCUUCGUUGGGAAAGCACAGGACAACAAUGGUGGUUCGCAUCACCAAUUGAUUACGCAGCAGCAAACGCUCUCUACGAUCUCGUAAUUGAACUUCUCCACUUAGACACCAACCUCCUCAUCAAACUCACUUCCCUUCCCCGAAUUCGUCGUCUCGAAACCGUUUGGGACGACGAAUCGAACUUCGAUGACGUGGCUAAAUGCCGGUCCCACGUCGCCAAAAAACUCAUGAUCGAAUGCGAAACUGGAAGAAGAUGCCAAAAGAACUCUCUCAUUCGUGCUGGUUAUGGUGGAUGGCUUCUUUACACUGCUGCUUCGGCUGGUGACGUGGAUUUUGUUAAGGAAUUGUUGGGAAGAGAACCUUCGCUUGUGUUUGGAGAAGGUGAGUAUGGAGUUACGGAUAUAUUGUAUGCUGCAGCGAGGAGUAAAAAUUGUGAGGUGUUUAAGAUUCUGUUUGGUUAUGCAAUGUUGAAAAAUAGUGGAGAGUUGGUUAUGGAGGAGGUUUUUGAGAAGGAUAUGGUUAAUAGAGGUGUUCAUGCUGCUGCUAGAGGUGGAAAUUGGGAGAUACUCAAAGAGUUUGUUGGAAGUGUUGGUGAUAUUUUAGUAUUUAGAGAUUUUCAUGGAUGUACUGUUUUGCAUACAGCAGCUGGUACAGGGCAAGUUGAGGUGGUGAGAAAGCUACUUGAGUCAUUUGAUAUUAUCAACCUAACAGAUACUCAAGGAAAUACUGCAUUACAUGUAGCUUGUUACAAGGGUUACUUACCUGUGGUAGAAAUUCUGAUACAUGCAUCUCCAUCACUAGCAUUGUUAACCAACCACCAUGGAGAUACUUUUCUUCAUUUGGCAGUGGUUGGUUUCAAUAGUCCUGGUUUCUGUAGACUAGACAAGCAUACUCAACUCAUGAAACAAUUGGUGAGUGAAAAGAUUGUGAAGACACAAGAGAUCAUCAAUGUUAAGAACAAUGAUGGAAGAACUUGUCUUCAUGUGUCUGUUAUUGAUGGCAUUCAAUGUGAGGUAGUGGAAUUAUUGAUGUCUGUGCCAUCAAUUGAUUUGAACAUUUGUGAUGCUGAUGGUAUGACACCUUUAGAUCUUUUGAAGCAACGACCGCGAUCGACGUCUUCUGAUAUUUUAAUCAAACGGUUGGUUUCCGCAGGAGGGAUCUCUAAUUGUCAAGAUGAUAUGGUAAGAGAUAUAAAUUCUAAACUUAGCUCCGAAUACUCUGAAUCAAGUUGCAGCGUGCAGCAGCUGCAGAAGAUCCAAAUCCAGGUAAAUGGAAGUAGUCCUGGGACUUCAUUCAGAAUACCGGAUGCAGAGAUAUUCUUGUACACUGGAAUUGAGAAUGCAUCUUAUGUCAAUUAUGAUCAAACAAGUAUUGAAUCAUAUUCAUGCUCAAGUGAAUUAAGCAAUUCUGAUGCUGCUAAUUCCACAUAUAACAAGUCUAAUAAUAAUUCUGUCAAUUAUGCUGCAAGACGCUUAAAGUUUCUUCUCAAGUGGCCUAGGAGAAAAGACACAAAAGAAGCUUUCAAAGAAUUGGAAAACGAUGAUGAUUCUCUUGAUCCUUUAAGUACGAGUAGAAAUUUAGAAGAGUUUUCAAUUCCAUUAAGGCAAAGAUACUCACAUUCAUGCUCCCUCAGAACACAAUCUAUAAGGAGUUUUCAUCCAAGUCCAUCCUCCAAAAUGAGUUUCACUGCAGGACUCAUGCAAGGUGUAAUUCAGCUAAAGCCACAUGUCAAUCUUCCAACUCAUUCAAGUUCUAAUCUUUUUCAAGAAUUAUCUUUAGUUUCUCUAUCUAAUUCGAUCAACAAACAAAAGGGUCUUGAUCAACAAGGUUCUUUCAAUAAAAAAUUGAUGAAUCAAUAUGUUUCUUUUGGAGCACAGGGAAUGACCAUGGAAGAUUCAAAUAGUUGCGAAUCAAAUGGGAGUUAUAAGCGUUUCAGUUCUUUAGUUGCUUAACUGUUGCCAUUGAUUGAGUAAGAACGUGAUAAUAAUAUAUUCUUAGCUUGUAAUGACAAUUUUGCAAAAGUUUUUUCUGCAAUAUUAAUUAAUAUACAUAAUAUAAUGAUA